Molecule: messenger RNA, 993 nt
Organism: Cryptococcus wingfieldii CBS 7118
Lineage: Eukaryota; Fungi; Basidiomycota; Tremellomycetes; Tremellales; Cryptococcaceae
Product: meiotic recombinase Dmc1
Exons: 14
Coding region: 1-993 (330 amino acids)
Biological process (GO): DNA repair; mitotic recombination; DNA recombinase assembly
Cellular component (GO): condensed nuclear chromosome; nucleus
Molecular function (GO): ATP binding; DNA strand exchange activity; single-stranded DNA binding
Source: RefSeq, a predicted model, not a curated record
AUGUCAGACAACGAAGAAGAGGCCAGUGUCAGCUUCGAGUCUGUCGACGAGUUACAGCAGCAUGGAAUCAACGCUCUCGACAUUGCCAAGCUCAAAGCCGCGGGUAUCGUCACCAUUGUCGGCGUCGCCCAGACUCCGCGCAAGAAUCUCCUCAAGAUCAAGGGUCUCUCAGAGGCCAAGGUAGAAAAGCUCAAGGAAACAUGCCCAAAGAUGUUGCCUCCCCCCUUCUUGACUGGCACAGAGAUCGCAGACAAAAGGCAGAAUGUUGUAUACAUCACCACAGGUUCCAAGUCUGUCGACGCCAUGCUCGGAGGAGGUAUCGCAACUCAGAGCAUUACCGAGAUUUUUGGCGAGUACCGAACCGGCAAAACCCAGCUUUGUCAUACCCUCUGCGUCGCCACCCAGCUCCCCGAAGAUCAAGGCGGCGGAGCCGGCAAAGUCGCUUACAUCGACACCGAGGGCACCUUCCGUCCUGACCGUGUCCGCGCCGUUGCAGACCGCUUUGGUGUCGACUCUGGUAUGGCACUCGACAACGUACUCUGUGCGAGGGCAUGGAGCAGCGAGCAGCAGUGCGAUCUACUGGUGGAUCUGGCCAUUCGGUUCGUCGAAGAUAGGAGCUACAAGCUGUUGAUUGUGGACAGUAUCAUGAAUCUGUUCCGUCAAGACUACUCUGGCAGAGGAGAGCUCUCCGAGAGGCAACAGAAACUGAACCAGUUCCUCGCCAGGCUGCAAAAGCUUUCUGAAGAGUUCAACCUUGCCAUCGUACUGACCAACCAGGUCCAGGCCGAUCCUGGUGCCGCUGCAAUGUUUGCCGCUGCCUCGAUGGCCAAGCCCGUUGGUGGUCACGUUCUCGCUCAUGCCUCUGCUACUCGUAUCGCUCUUCGAAAAGGUCGAGGCACAGAGCGUAUCGCCAAGCUUCAAGAUUCGCCCGAUAUGCCAGAAGGUGAAGCAACGUACAACUUGGGAUCAGGAGGUUGGGAAGAUCCCAACUAA